AAGGAAUAUUUAAAAUAUAUAAAAAGUAUUUUAAAAACGCUACAACAGUCUUUUAGAUAUGUGGGAAAUUAAUAAACGGUGUGAGAGGAAUGUACUUGUGCUGGAGACAGCUCUAUACGGAUGUGAGGUGAUCUUGCGCCAAAGUGACUGCGCAGUAGACCGGAUGUGGAGGAAAAACGUAGUGCAUUUUCUCUGGAAAGAAAAUAUUGUGAAUUUUAAUCAUAAUGAACGAGUUAGAGAAACUAGAACAUCUUUCUUUGGUAUCUAAAGUAUGCACUGAGUUGGACAAUCAUUUAGGUCUAAAUGAUAAGGAUUUGGCUGAGUUUAUCAUUUCCUUGGCAGAGAAAAACAACACCUAUGAAAGUUUCAAGAAAACACUGGAUGAAAAUGGGGCAGAGUUUCCCGAGUCAUUCACAGCAAACCUGCUGCGUCUUAUACAACACAUGAAGCCCAAGAAAAAAGAAGUUGAAGGUGAUGGAGAAGUGGAAGACAAAGUGCUGAAGAAGAAACUAUUUCCAGGACUUGCAAUACCAGAUGAUCCCAGUGUAAGGAACAUGCUGGCCAGUGACCACAAACCAGUCCCGACCAGUGACCAGAAGCCAGCAGCUCCAGCAAGUGACCAGCAGGUGGCUGAUGAUAUGCUGGGAGAGUUAGAGGCUAUGUUCUCCAGUGAGAAGAAGGAAAACAAGCCAGAUAUCUCCAAGCCAAAACACAGAUCCAGGAGUAGAGACAGAGAUCGUAAAAAGAAACACAGGUCUCGCAGCCGUUCAAGAGACAGAAAAAGAGAUCGCAAAAGAUCAAGAAGUCGCUCCAGAGACAGAUACAGGGACAGGAAGAAAAGAUCGCGCUCUAGAUCCAGAAGUCGUGACAGGAAAAGACGUGAGCGCUCCAGAUCUCGUAGUCGUGACAGGUACAGAGAUGAGUCGAAGAAGAGAGAUCGACACAGAGAGAAAGAAGUAGAACUGCCUCUGGAACCCAUUCCUGGGAUGAUCUGUAAUGGCAAGGUGACUUCCAUUAUGCAGUUUGGAGCAUUUGUCCAGUUGGAAGGGCUGAGAAAGAGAUGGGAAGGUCUGGUUCAUAUAUCACAGCUGCGUAGAGAAGGCAGGGUGAUCAAUGUGUCUGAUGUGGUCAGCAAAGGUCAAAGGGUCAAGGUCAAGGUUCUCUCAUUUACUGGACAGAAGACCAGUUUGUCCAUGAAGGAUGUGGAUCAGGACACGGGAGAAGACCUGAACCCCAGCAAGACCAGGAUGUUGGGUGGUGAAGUGGACGCUGAUGAUGACACUACAGCCAGAAAUCCUGACCGUCCAUCCACCCUGCCUCUGGUUGACCUGCCAAACAUUGAUGAGAUCAAGGAGGUACGACGCGGGCCACGGAUGUCCUCUCCUGAAAGGUGGGAGUUGAAACAGAUGAUGGCGGCCAAUGUUAUUGAUAAAUCUGAGCUACCUGACUUUGAUGAGGAGACAGGACUGUUACCACAGAUAGAAGAUGAUUCUGAUGAGGACCUAGAGGUGGAGCUGGUGGAAGAAGAGCCUGCCUUCCUGAAGGGGUAUGGACGCACCAGUAACCUGGACCUUAGUCCUGUGAAGAUUAUGAAGAACCCUGACGGCUCUCUGGCACAGUCCGCCAUGAUGCAGUCUGCUCUUCAGAAAGAGAGGAGGGAAAUCAAGCAGCAGCAGAGGGAGGAAGAGAUGACAAAGGCCAAUCCUGAUGAAGUUAGCAGGAGCUUUGCCGACCCUAUGGCUGGAAUUGAGGGGCGCCAGCUGACGGCAAACAUGCGUGGUCCAGGUGGCAGCACCACUGACCUCCCGGAGUGGAAGAAACACAUCAGCGGCGGUGUGAAGGCAUCUUACGGGAAGAAAGAGAAGAAGAGUAUUCUAGAGCAGAGACAGGGGCUGCCUAUCUAUAAACUGAAGAAUGAACUGAUCAAG
This is a messenger RNA of Lingula anatina, 1928 nucleotides long. RefSeq names its product ATP-dependent RNA helicase DHX8. Gene Ontology annotation, molecular function: RNA binding; ATP binding; RNA helicase activity. Gene Ontology annotation, cellular component: intracellular anatomical structure; catalytic step 2 spliceosome. The record is from RefSeq and is a predicted model, not a curated record. Gene Ontology annotation, biological process: mRNA splicing, via spliceosome; spliceosomal complex disassembly. NCBI's taxonomy places the organism in Eukaryota, Metazoa, Brachiopoda, Lingulata, Lingulida, Lingulidae.